Sphaeramia orbicularis (orbiculate cardinalfish) is the source of this 4468-nucleotide messenger RNA. RefSeq names its product SITS-binding protein. Lineage: Eukaryota; Metazoa; Chordata; Actinopteri; Kurtiformes; Apogonidae. The record is from RefSeq and is a predicted model, not a curated record. The transcript has 10 exons. Bases 502 to 2583 code for a protein of 693 amino acids.
CCCCGACGGGCAGCUCCAAGACUCUGCCAAACCCUCCUGAUCCCCCACUUCCCUCUCUCUACCUUUCCUCUGAAGAAACAGUUCGGCGUUACGUCAGAAAGUGCAGGGCAAGCAAGACAGUCUCUUAGGAGCUAUUCGUAGGCAUUGCUGCCAAACCCGGCUUGGGGCUGCUUACGAGCUUAUUGCAGCCAAUGCAAUUUACCAAACCAACUCUUUUAAAACUGCAGCAGUAUGUGGUAAGUCAUUUAUUCAUUCAUACUGUUUUAUUUGCCUGCUGGGAUUUUUAUUUCUCACAGGUUUUUUCACAUGACAGGUCACUGUUGCUGGCACAAUUGCGCAAAAGCCAACAGUGUAAACGGUGUAAAGAUAAAAGAGUAGGCUGGUUUAUCCUGUAGCCUCACCGAAAACAUCAUGACAUGAUGAAGCAACACAGAUUUUUGACGCACACAGAUUUCUGCAGCAUUUUUUGUGUUUGAUUCUUUGCUGAUACAAAAAGUCAACAUGCCCCACGCUCGAAAUAGGAACCCUAGCCCCAUCCCUGAGGUAACAUGGGACACGGGAUUGAAGGAGAUGAACGAGACCUGGAAAGGAGCUAUAGCCUGUCUCGGGGUGGCCGUCUUCUUCGUCAUGACCAUCGGGAUCAUAUACUGGCAAGUGGUGGACCAGCCCAACAAGAACUGGAUCCUCAGGGGGACUUUUAGCGGACUGAUCUGGGAGAGAAGAACCCACUCACUGGUCAUCCAGACCCUGACAGAGGACAAGACCUACGUGGAGAUAGACGUUGGGAAUGUGGGGAACCCAGACGUGGAGGUUCCUUUCGUGAGGAAUCUGUGCUGGCUGAAUAAAACGGAGUUCUGCUAUACGUGGGACUCGGUGGCGGAGGUGAAGAUCUCGCUCGAAGUCAACGAGGAGACGGAGACCGAGUGUUACAGUAUGACAUGGGCGCCGGUGCACUGUCAUGUGGAGUUGAAGGACUGCUUCUCCAUGACCAACGUGUCCUGGUACGGUGGUGCCAGUGUUCAGGGACAGACUUGGCCUAUCAACGAUCAAAAUGCCACCAUGCAGCCCUUCAUCGUCAGCGAUCUGAGGGACAAUCCUUCAGGCUUCGGUUCUGCCCUGGAACGAUACUUCCUGGGAUCAUCAGGGGUUGCAGUGCUGGUGUCCCCUGAUAUUCCCCUGCAGCUGGGACUGGACAGCAGACAGCAGUUUUGCCUGCAGUCACUGCCUAGUAUGGAGCGUCUCCCUCUACAGUACACUGUGUGUGUGGCCCACAACGUGAAAGCUGCUCACCAAGAAGCGGUGCAACAACUCACCGAGCACAACAGGGAGCUGCCCAACAUGAAAACAAUGUGGCUGCCGUUCUGGAAGCUGCUCACUAAUGUGGAUUCGGGGCCGAAGGUGGAGAGGGAGCUGAGGAUCUUCUCUAAUCGUCUGAAGAGACACCAGCUGGGGGAGGGAGUCAUCAGCCUCAAUGAACAUUCCACCACCCUCCUCUCUGAUAUGGACCAUGACUACCUCAACAGCAGGAAAAGGGGGAUGUCCAAGAGACUGACCAGGGACCUCCCACUUGUCAAGCUUCUUAACAUUUCCAUCACCCUGUCCCCUUUCCUGGGCGUGGACACCACACAGUUCCACACCUCCCUCACGGACGGCAGUGAGGCCUACUGGCUCAGCCUCCCCUCAGCCCCUCAGGGACAGCUGAUCCCUGUAAUGAGUCAAUGGCGAGGGAAGUUUUGCGUAAAGCUGAACAUCACAAACCCAGGAGCAGUGAGCUGGUUCCUGGACAGAGUGGGGUCGCUGCAGGCCCACUUGGGGAUGGAGUACAUCAUGUUGGAGGGGGGCGAGGGGAAUCUGUUUGAGGAGCAGGCCCUGAGGCCGCCGCAAUCUCUGGGUGGAGACAGAUACAUCAGCCUACUGGCAGAUCUGGCCACCAGGAUAGGAGACUCUACCAUCAUGACAGCAGGGACACAGUCCAGCCAUAAGCCUGUUUUUGUGAGGAUGACCCCCUUGCAGUCUGACUGGAGCCCUAUGGGUCUGAAGGGCAUCAUUCCCUCCCUGCUGCACCAUGCUCUGCUGGGAUACAACUUCCUCAUUCCCGAUGCAGUAGGUGGAUCUCUGUCUGGAGACCUGGUCACAGAUGAGGAGUUGUUCAUCCGUUGGCUGGAAAUUGUAGCCUUUCUCCCUGUUAUCAGCUUCCACACACCACCCUGGGUCAGCGGAGAGGACCGGGUGUUAAACUUAACUCGGACCUACAUCGCCCGGCACCAGAAAACUGUGGUCCCCCUGAUAGAAAAGUAUGCAGAGGAGUGGCAGCUGACGGGAUAUCCCAUCUAUCGGCCGAUGUGGUGGCUCAGUCCCAACGACCCCAUGACCUUCACCAUCGAUGAUCAGUUCCUCAUCGGAGACGAGGUCCUGGUGGCACCGGUGGUGGAGAAGGGGGCAGCGCAGAGGGAUAUUUAUUUACCCGACGGGGGCUUCCAGUGGCAGGACAGUCUGAAAGCGCAGGUGUUCGAUGGGGGGACGUUCCUACAGGACUACCCCGUGGCCUUGGAGGAGGUGGCUGUUUUCUUACGGAAAAGCUGAGUCAUAUAAUCCAUCGCCUGACUUAUCCUGUUACUGUUCUGAAUCUAAUUCUUUUUUUUUUUUUUUUUUUUUUUUUAAAUACUUGUGCUGUUCUCAACCUGCACUUUUCCACUAAAGACCAUGACCCAGUCUCAAGAUCCUGUCUUGAGAUGAUAUGUAGAAAGAUUUUUUUUAUACUUGCACUUUACAGUUCAAAAUUAAUGUGUUUUUUUUUUUUUCUUUGAUACAUUUUUUUUUUCUUCUUCUUUCCGGACUUUUUGAUUUGUUCUGCUUCUGUGUAUGUAAGUUCCAGAGUAAUCUGUGGGUUUACAUACUGCAUUUCUACAGUCUUUAAUUUUUUAAUUUUUAUUUUUUUUUGCUGCUGGCUCUCUUGACAAGGAGGAACAAAGCAAGCCCCUUGUUUGCUUAAAACAAAUCUGAAACUCUCAACAAGACCAAAUGAACAAGGACAAAGGAAGCUAGGCUGAAAGUGCUUAAUUGAAGGAAAUGCUUAUUGGGAGGAAAGUAGCUCAUGAAGACCGAUGCACAUUGGUACCAUAUGUCUUGCUCACUUAUCGGAAAGGCUUUUACUUGAACUUAUCAGGCCAAAAGGCUGAUGUUUUAUGAAUGUACCUCAAGUUACUGUUUUUCACUACUUACCGAGUCAACAGACGCAACAAUCUUAUACCCCGUAGCACUUAUUCUUAGAGUAGUUUGACUUUAUUUUUAACAUACCACUCUGUUGGACACACCUGAAUGUCCCUUAGUACUGUAGGCCAGAUGAACUUGAGGCCAAGCCACUGUCAUUGUAAAUUCUGGCUUUAUUAAAUGUAUCCACUUGGUUUUACCCUCUUAUUAACCUGCUGUAGUAAGUGCUUUACAUGGGCUGCUCUUAUUUUUUUUUUGUUUUUUACUAACUCUGAUGUCUGAUGUUGAUAUGUUGAUAUGCUUGUUGAAAGCCUGAAGCGCUGGAUAAAGCCUUUUUGACAACACAACAGAGGUGAAAAGGAGAUGUGAAAAAGGACGACGUUGGGGGAGGGGAGUUCUUUACACCCCCAAAAACAAUUUUAUUUUUAUUUUUAAAUGAUGCUUUCGUGUUGUAAGAAAUGUCUAUUGCAACCAUGUUAGAUUCACCAGAUGCAACAGUCAUCACAUAUACAGUAACCGAUCAUACUACAUCUACUUCAGUCGCAUUAGUUUUUUUUGUCGUAGUAUUCCUCAUUUGUUUUGAACUGACUAAAAAUAAGCGAAUCAGAUGUAAAUGAGUUCUGAUUUUCUCUCAUUAUAAUAUCAGCCUGUGAUUAAAUUAGAUACAGUUAGAUAGAUGACAUUGCUCUGUGGCAGGGCAGUACUAAUUUGUUCUCCACAAGACGAUCUUAAGUAAUAAUAAUAAUACAGACUCUGGAACCGUAUUAUCACCUAGUGAAGGCUUUACCACUAAAUUGACUGUGUAACUUUGAUCUAACGAGUUUACUGUAUCGAUUCAUACACUCAGGUUUACUGAUGCUUAUAAAAUCACUAAAUGUCUUAGUGCGACACGAUAAAUUGUGAACACAUCAACGUCUUAAUCUCUCCUAGAGUUGAAUGUACAACGGACAAACUGUGAUUUCCCAUUGCUUUCAUGGAGUGCUGUGGUAUGUUAAGUUGCAGAAGAAAAAAAAAACAAAAACUAAAGCUUUGAUGUAUUAUUCCUUCCCUCUACGGACUGAGCAAAACACGAUGCCAUGUGCCUUAACGUGCCACUCUGCCACUUAAAUCUGGACGACACAAGCGUCCGGAUUAUUGCAGUGUUCGCAAUGUACAUAUUACGAUGACUGUGCCAUUACAAGUGUUUUUUUUUUCUCUUCUGUAAAUCAGAGAAUUUAGAAUGACAAAGUUGCAAUAAAGUUUACAUUUUCUUACUUCA